AAAGGCAACACGGUAAUAUUAUUAUCGCGAUAAUGAGAUGAAUUUGAAUUUUGGAUUAAAAAAGUUUUCAGCUUUUGCUAAAUAAAAUUGUUCUGUUAUAAUUUAAUUUAUUUAAGGUUUUAAAUUAAAUCGAUUUUCAACAUGAGUGACAGCAAACUAGCAGAAGCUCGUGAACAUUUGAAAGAGGCUGAAAAAUGCCUGAAGACUGGUUUGCUGAAAUGGAAGCCAGAUUAUGAAGGUGCUUGUAUUGAAUAUGGCAAAGCAGCUAUUGCAUUUAAAAACGCCAAGUCGUAUAAUGAAGCCAUAGAUUGCUACCUCAAGCAGUUAGAAGCUGAAAAGGCCCAUGGAUCAUUGUAUCAAGCCGCAAAAGCGGCAGAGUCGGCAGCCAUGCUCUGCAAGGAGAAGGGAGAUUUCAUAAGAGCAGGUGAUCUCGUGGAGCAGGCGUCCGAACUCUACCUGGAACAUGGAGUCGGAGACACAGCCGCCAUCAUGCUUUCCAGGGGUGCCAAAAUGCUGGAGCAAGCAACACCUGAAAAAUCCAUUCAGCUUUAUAAGAAAGCCUGCGAUGUAGCUGAGGCGCAAGAUAGAAUGAAGGAAUGCACGGAGAAUAUAGGCAGGGCUGCAAGGGUAUGCAUUAAAAUCAAAAAAUUUGACGAUGCAGCCAAAUACAUAGGUCAAGAACUGGACUUCAUGUCCCGAACGAACCACGGGGGAGUCCUCAACAAGCUGGUCAUGGGGUUGGUCCUUGUCCAUCUUCACAGAGAGGACUACGUGGCUGCUGAUCAGUCAUUCCAGAAAGCUCUCAGGCAGUACACGGGUUUCAGAGAUAGUGAUGAGGCAGGCCCGAUAGAAACAUUCCUUGAGGCGUACAAUGAUGGGAACGGUGAGAAGGCUGAAAGUAUUGCAAGGGGUUCACUCUUUGCUUAUAUGGAGAAUGAGUUCACGAAAUUAGCCAGAGAUCUCAAAUAUCCUAAAUCAUCAACUACACCAGCUACAACUUCUGCUAAGGAUUCUAGUGCAGCAGCUGGUGGUGGAGGUGAAGAGGAAGAUAAGGAUGAGUAUGAUGGUGGAUUAUGCUAAGCUAUUACUGAACUUUUCGUUGGUGAAUAAUUAAUUGAAUUGAUUGAAUUGUCAUAAUUUUGAAAUAUAUAUUUAAUCAAUUAACCUAUUUACUGGCUAAUUAGAUUAAUAAUUUUUUUGUAUAUAUUAAUAUGUAUUAUUAUUAUUAAUAUUUCUGUCAAUGUUAUUAUAUCGAUCAAUUGUUAAUGAACGUAUUGAAUUGUUAUUGAAUAUAUAUAUAUAUAUAUAUAUAUAUAUAUAUAGAUAUAUAUAUAUAUAUAUAUAUAUCAAAUUCUUUUUAUUCAAUAAUUUCAAAUAAUUUAUGCAACAAAUAAUGACAUAAAUAGAAUUUGUAUUCGGAGCAUUUUUAGGUUUUUUUAUUAUCUCAUUUAAGAUCUUCCAAGUUUCCUGGCUAUUGCUUUUAGAUAUUAACAGCCUAUCAUGGUAAUAUUCUUAUUUUAACUUUACUUUACAUUUAUUAAACAGUUUAUUGUAUAUUUUAAAAGUUUCUAAAUUGGCGGCAGUUGGUUUUUUUUUCAAAAAUUUAAUGUAGAGACGUUU
Messenger RNA from Helobdella robusta, 1620 nucleotides. RefSeq lists its product as hypothetical. Gene Ontology annotation, molecular function: soluble NSF attachment protein activity; syntaxin binding. The transcript is spliced from 10 exons. The record is from RefSeq and is a predicted model, not a curated record. Gene Ontology annotation, cellular component: SNARE complex; vacuolar membrane. Bases 142 to 1080 code for a protein of 312 amino acids. Lineage: Eukaryota; Metazoa; Annelida; Clitellata; Rhynchobdellida; Glossiphoniidae. Gene Ontology annotation, biological process: intracellular protein transport.